This is a messenger RNA of Ogataea angusta, 1032 nucleotides long. RefSeq lists its product as uncharacterized. The transcript has a single exon. Gene Ontology annotation, cellular component: cytoplasm. Lineage: Eukaryota; Fungi; Ascomycota; Pichiomycetes; Pichiales; Pichiaceae. The record is from RefSeq and is a predicted model, not a curated record. Gene Ontology annotation, molecular function: rRNA (uridine-N3-)-methyltransferase activity. Gene Ontology annotation, biological process: rRNA base methylation. Bases 1 to 1032 code for a protein of 343 amino acids.
AUGGCUAAGCACCCCCUUAAACAAAACAAAUCUUCAAAACCUAGAAAGGGUAAGCUGAAAUCUGCAUUGACGCGAUAUUACUCAGACGCGAACAAAAAAUACGGUUUGCUCUCCAGGGAAGGUGCAGAAGCAAAAAGGAAAAUUCCAAUAAAGGAUGAUUAUAAAAAUAACACUCAUACCAUCAACGCUACCAUUCAUACAUAUACGAACAAACCAUUCAUACCAUUUGCUCCGACAGACCAUCUAUUACUGGUUGGGGAGGGAGACUUCUCGUUUACACAAAGCAUAGUCCGUGCUCACUAUGUAAAUCCUUCUUGUACUUGGGCGACAAGUCUAGAUUCGGAGGAUGAUGUUUACAAAAAGUAUCCACAUGCAAGAGAUAUCAUUGACUCAUUGAGGAAUAGUGGCGUUCAUGUUGUUUUCAACAUAGAUGCAACACAAUUAAUCAGAUCCUUUAAAUUAAGCUCGAAUGUUAGAAAACAUGCUAAUCGCAAUAUCACGAUGCUUGGAACUAAUCAUAUUGACCUCAUCAUGUUCAAUUUCCCUCAUACAGGCAAAGGCAUCAAGGAUGUCGCAAGGAACAUACUCUUUCAUCAAAAGUUGAUUCACUCCUUUUUUAAAAGUUGCCACGAGUUCUUCAACCUUCUCGAUGCAUCAAAACUAGCCACACAGAAACUUCUCGACGAAAAGACCGGGGUAGCAUUGAGAGAACCCGAUCUUGGUAAAGUACGAGCUAUCCAAUCAGAAAGAUCCAAGAAAAGGAUUGCUUUGGCGUUAUUUGAAGGUGAGCCGUAUGACUCCUGGCAAGUCAAGCGUUUAGCAAGAGAAUCAAUCAACUAUAAAGUUGAAAGAUCAGGGCGGUUUGCGUGGGAAGCCUUUGAUGGUUAUCAUCAUAGAAGAACAAAUAGUAUGAAGAAUACAACGAAAACUGCACAUGAGAGAAAUGCUCGCUUGUAUGUUUUCGAAAAGGAUGCGGAUGCUCACAUCGGACACAUUAGUGGACAAGAAAGGGUUGAGAGUGAUGAUGAAUGA